CGUUGGGUGACCAUGACGUCAGAGUGACGUCACCGCCCAGCUGUUCUGCAACAACAAUCCUUUGUUGGUGGUGGUGAAGGUUGCUCUCCUGCCGCCUCUCUUGCAACCCCUCUUGCAACCUCUGCAUGACUCGUGAGGUAAUGUGGUGAUGCAACCUAGUUGGCUGGAUGGACAACUCCCAGUUUUCGUCUUCCCCCAGUCGCUUACUUUUUACGUUGCUGAUCAGAGUACUCACAAGCAAAUUGUAACUUUAUGCAACCCUUAUGAAUUUCAUAUCUCCUACUCAGUACUGUGCAAUAACCCAUCAUGUUUCACUGUGGAUAGUCCAAAAGGUGUUGUUCGUGCAAAAUGUUCUCUGGAUAUCAUUAUAACAAGAAUAAAUCUAUCAUUAAGUGAUGCAAGUGAAAGAGAUAGAUUUCGGAUCUUAAUUUCUGAAGAUGGAAAGAGAAAGACCAAAUAUUUAUCAGGGAACACUGGGCCAAGCCUGCUGUUAGUCGCUGCUGCUGUGAUUUGCCUUGCAGGAUUACUUGUGCCCACCGAGGGUGAUCGCACUCCAUCAAUAAUUCCAUCCUACAUGCAUCUAAAUCCCAACAUCAAAAUUGUCGUUGCAUAUGUCCUGGGACUUCUUACAUAUGCUAUUUUAAGAACUGGUUAAACUGGCACAAAUUAAACAAGAAGAUAAGAUUCUAGCUAGUUUGUGGUGACUGUACAAUGAUGCCAUACUUGAUGCCUUUGAAUAAGAGUCUUAAGAUAAAAAUUACUAAAUAGGCCUAUGUGAUAGUUAUCUUGGUAUAAUGUAAUUUGUUUCAAUAUUAUGUUGAAAAACUAGCUUCUUAGCAUUGUUAAAUAUGUAUUGAGAUGAGAUAAGAUCUAAAGAUGUAAACGACAAGCAGAUUUUGUGUUCUUCAGGUAUUGUAAUAUGAGGGAUUAUGGAAGCUCUGUUUUUUACUCUUACAUUAUUGUGUAUAAAUAAGAAUGCUUAUUUUGCUCAGAUUUUAUACAAGUGUUCGGUAUAAUGUGCAGAAUUUUUUUACAAGUUUAUGUUGCUGUUAUUACCUCACCAUACUUUGUUUUACAAUAGGUGAUACUGUACUCAGUUUUGUAUUAGAUGACAUAAUAAUGUAUGCAAUAGGAUUUAGGAGUAUAUAAACAGAAAAGUAAAUGGAGAAAAGUGUUUGUAUCCCAAAAGAUUCCAAUGUUGAGUUACUGUCUUCCAUUUCUCCCAUGAGACAUUAUCUCAACACUGAAGAUACUCACUUUUAUAGCAACACUCAACACGAAGAGAAUUUCCUGGCAAACACAGCCUACCAACUUUAACACUAUCAGUGUAUAAGGUAUUUAAAAAUGAUUUUAAAGACAGUUACUGACUUUCUUGAGUACAUAGUUAAGCAUUCAUCUUUCACUAUGCUUAUAACUGAAUAUGCAAAUUUCAGAAGUAAUAUUAUGCAAAUAAUGGAACUGACUUUUUCAGUAUGUAGACUAAUGCUAAACAAAGUCAGUCUGCUGUCUGUAAGAUUUAUUAAUGAUUAAAUUAGAAAAUAUUGUAAAAAUAUAAAAUGAAAAUAUAUAUAUGUAAUAAUUCUUUUAUUAAUUUUUUAUGGCAUGCAGUUAGUGUUAAUAAAAAUGCACAAUAUUUAUAUAUAUAUAACAA
This is a messenger RNA of Cherax quadricarinatus, 1651 nucleotides long. Lineage: Eukaryota; Metazoa; Arthropoda; Malacostraca; Decapoda; Parastacidae. The record is from RefSeq and is a predicted model, not a curated record.